Messenger RNA from Poeciliopsis prolifica (blackstripe livebearer), 720 nucleotides. It is a transcript of the gene fibina, whose product is annotated as fin bud initiation factor a. The transcript has a single exon. The coding region runs from base 38 to 664 and encodes 208 amino acids. NCBI's taxonomy places the organism in Eukaryota, Metazoa, Chordata, Actinopteri, Cyprinodontiformes, Poeciliidae. The record is from RefSeq and is a predicted model, not a curated record.
CAGAUGCAGCUCGCCGAACAGAGACGGAAGGUGCAGGAUGGAUCCCGUCCCGCUGCUGCUCAUCCUGCUCGCGUCGGGGCCCCUGACCUCGGCGGUCUACGACGGGCCCCUCCAGCCGGAGAUCUCCAACGGCACCUUCCAUCACUUCUUCGUCCCGGACGGGGAUUAUGAGGAGACGGUCGACCCGGAGCACUGCCAGAUGCUGUUCAAGUUCUCCGACGUGGUUCCGUGCGCGGCCGCGGAGGAGAGCGACGCCGCGGUGCGCGACGACUUCAUCAUCACCAAGCUGCAGGCGGAGGACGCGGCGCGGCUGCUGGAGGGCAUCGGCCGCGCCGUGGCGCACGACCUGGACGGAGAGGACAGCUACGGGAAGUUCCUUCUGAAGGAGAUCUCCCAGAUCGGCGAGGCCUUCUCCAGCGUGGACAAGUCGCUGGUGGAGCUGGAGGUGAAGUUCAAGCAAAGUCAAGAGACUGAGCUGAGGGAGGAAGAGCAGCUGAACGGCUACGUGGUGAAGCAAGUGAGCGACAUCAGAGGCGCUCUGAGGGAAACCACCGACAUCUCUCAGGGACUCAGAGACAGACACGAGCUGCUGUCUCUCAUCAUCCGCAGCCAUGGCACCAGACUGAGCCGCCUGAAGACUGAGUUCCUCAAUGUGGGCUCAUGAAUGUGCUUUGGGAGACAAUGAGUAAUAUAAAAGAGCCACCCAGCUCACCAAGCAAC